AUGGAUAAAGAGGACGAGGUUCGACGUGGAUCAAAUAACGGACAGCUGACCAUUGAAGCGGGUGGGGUUCUAAAGGCACGGAACCUUUUGGUCCAAACUGACAUCAUCAAAGUGGACGCGUUGGGUAUUUUGACUGCUUCCGGUUCCGGAAAGACGGACGGUGACGGCGCUGGGGCUAAUACUGGUGGCGGCAGUUUUGGUGGACGAGGCGGUAACGGAAACGGGACGGGCGGUGGUGCAAUUGAACUCGAAAUCGCACAGAUACUGCUGGUGGAAGGGACCAUAGAAGCCAGCGAAAAAUCCGGUUCAAGCGCCAUCGGGGGUGGCAGCGGCGGCUCCAUUUUAGCAAAUACACGCGAAUUUGCGGGCUCUGAAGUAUCAGGGUGGCGGGUGGCGACGGAAGUACCGGCUCGGGCGCUGGUGGCGGUGGUCGCCUCGCCGUCUAUUACAAAAUGCCGACUACUGGUUUGGGACGCUAGAUGCCAGGGAUCUAGUGUGGGCUUCACCCUGCAGGCUUACAUUUUCGAUGGCGACUCUAGCGCAAGCCUGCAUAUAGGACCGGACCAGUUGGUUAUCGUUCAGCACCCGGAAGACCUGGAGUUCCUGGUGAACGUCUACGUGUACGAGGGUGGCAAGCUCGUCUUCCCCACGGACUUCAUAUGCCACGAUGUCAGCAUUUACGUCUGGGGUACGCUAGGAGCCAUCGACAUGACUGUAGGCGAAGGCUGCUCCCUGUAUCUGGGCAGUUCAGGUACGAGCACGCGGACUGACGUGCCGCCCAACCCAGGGACCUUCGACAUGGAUUCCCUCACCGUAUCGGCCGGUGGCGAGAUCACCGCCACGCACGACUUAACCGGAAGGGAAAACAGGAUAAACAUCGGGUACUUACAUGCUACGAGGCUGAACAUCCAGGGCGGCGGUAUCGUACACGCAAUACACGUGAACAUUGAGGCGCAGCAGUUGAUCGUCGACGAUUUAGGGGAGAUCAUCGGAGACUUUCAUAACAUCACAUGCAGCGUUGGGGAGGGCGUCCAAGGAACUGCCGGAUCUGGCGCGGGGCACGGUGGACGCGGCGGUGGCAACUCCGGAAAUCCCGUCACCGGAGCACCAUAUGGCCAGCUAUUAGAGCCCGUGGACAAUGGGUGCCGGGGCGGCUCUUCGUCUGUAAACGGAGCAGGCGGACGCGGCGGAGGAAUUAUCUACCUGAACGUGCACGACUUCCUGCAGAACGACGGCGAGAUCAGUUGUAACGGAGAGAUGGGAACCCGCGCUGGUGGCGGUGGUAGUGGCGGAUCCAUUCUAAUAGACGUUAAUAAUAUCAAGGGUUACGGCGAGUUUCAAGUGAUCGGUGGAGACGGCUCGGCAUACAACAACCAACAGGGCUGCGGGGGUUCCGGCGGCCGGAUCGCCAUGUACUUUAACCGGAACUACACUUUUUCCGGUGCAUGGGACGUAUACGGCGGGGACACACCCGCUCCAGAAUGUGACGGUGCUUCCGGUACCGCGUUUUUCUACCACAACGUGAACAAUCAUUCUACGCUCCUGGUAAACAACAAUGGUCGCGGUGUGCCGGGCGAGCAGGGAGCCAUAGCUGAUUACUCCGAUCUGAGCAAGGACACGGCUCACACCUGGUUCCUGCCGGACACGGGAACCAACUCCAGGCUACCAACAAUGACCAACACGUUCACAUUCGACGAGCUGCAGAUGUUCGGUAACGGGCAUCUGGCGGUGUUGACAGAUCCUGUUGGUGACACGGCCACCAUGUACUUCGCUAACAUGAUCGGGGACCGCACGGGUGCGGUUCACGUAAGUGACGGCCUGAACCUGGACCUCAAGCGGCUCAAGAUUGACCUCCCCUUCAAUGUGCACGUGUACCCGGGCGGCUUCCUCGGGUUGGCACCGGACACGUACGUCCAGGACAUCGACAUCUUCCUCAACGGGACACUUGCCUACAUCGAUAACCUGACACUGCAUCAUGAUGGGAACCUCUGGCUUUACCAGGAAGGCAAGACAGACGGCGAGGACGCAGGAUACUAUGACUUCGACUUCGUGCACGUCAAAACAGGCGGGUACAUUCACAUGAUCACUGAUCCUGUAACGGACAAUGGAAUCAACUUCAAGACAAUUUCUACGCACAUCGACGGCGGCGGCCUCAUCCGUGGCACUCACCUUUACUUCCAAUCCACCAAUAUCACGAUAGACAACGGCGGGAGUCUGAACGCAGACGGACUUGGAUACCGAGUGUCGGACACAGACACAAGUGUAUUUGGUGUGUACGGAAAAAUCAAUCCUGGCCUUGGACACACAGGAACAGUAUCGGCAUCUGGUGGUUGCCACGGAGGCAGCGCAGGCCGAGGAGAGGACGAAAUAACUGGUUGCAAUGCAUACGGAGACAUCUACGAGCCAACGGCUUUUGGUUCCGCUGGAGGUGGAGCGGGAGGGGGCCGCGGCGGCGGACGGAUCUGGCUGAACGUCACCGACACCAUUCACAUUGACGGCACUUUGUCGGCAAAUGGCAAAGACGGCGACACCUUAAAUGGGCGGCUGGCGGGAGGCGGAAGUGGCGGCAGCAUUUGGAUUCAUUGUGAUACUGUCAAUGGCUUUGGGCUGGUCCAGGCGGGCGGUGGAAAAGGUUCCUACGGCGACAUCAACGUUCAGCAGCUAGUCAGUACUGACGGACUGGAAACGGUUUCUUGCGAAACGCAGCGAAAAUGUGCAAACGGCGCCUGCCAUAAUGAGGUCACCUGUAAGAAAACAAUCUGUGAUUCGAAUGGCGCCGGAGCAACCUGUACAGAAACGGUGGUAGACUCACUUCCGCUUUCCGACAUGAGGUGUUAUGACACAGCAGAUGGACAGGAGUGCGCCAACCUAUGUAACAACCACGAGAGAUGCUCCUACGACGGCACUACGUGUGAAACCAGGGAAGUAUGUUGUAGCGAGGACCUUUCUGAGUGCUGCUACACGUCGUUGGACCCGGUUUACGAUCGAAAAUCCGAAGUUUUGUUGUCAAACAUGUACAUGUGUUGCCAUGAUGAUGAUACGAAACAAUUUGGAGAAGUUUGUUGUCAUGAUGGUAACGUUCUCAAUGGGACAGACUGGACCAAGCAACAGCUCUGCUGCUACCAAACUGUUGACUGUAGCUUGGCAACGUGCAUCAGAAAACAAACAUGCUGUGACAAUGAUAGCUACUGCAGUACACACGAACUCACGUCAUGGACAACUACGACAACUACUACAUUAAUUCCAACGACUAACAAUGGCACCGACAAUGAUACCGUUACCAACACAGCCUUUUCAACAACAACCAUGUCAACGACCACACAACUGCCCUCAACAACGCCAUCUGCGCGGACGUUUUCAUUUGUGUCAGAAGUCGUGGAGUCUUCAGGCGGUGGCGGCGGUGGUGGUAGAAUCGCCAUGUACUUCCGUGUAAAUAUGACCUUCAGUGAGUUCCGAUUUUUGGCUAACGGGGGGUGGCCGGGCCGUGAGUGCGACGAAUGUGAGGCCGGAGGACCGGGGACAGCGUUCUUGUACCACGUGGUUGAAGAACAUCGGACACUCAUCGUUGACAACGACGGUGCACCGGGGCCCCGUGAAAAGUACGUGAAUUGGGACAACCUCAAUCAAGACGGUGGCAGAGCAUGGAUUCUUCCAAUUUCAGGUUAUCAUGCAUUCGCUCAAGGCACAGGAGGGGGAUUUGCUUACGAGUUUGAAGAACUCCAGAUUAACGGUAAUGGCCAUCUUGCGGUAAUGCCUCCAACGGUCAUCAACAUCAACGUAGGGAAUGACGAUGAUAAUGCUCUCGGCGGUGGCGUCAACAUGAACGACUACAACAUCUUCAUCUUCUUCAAGUAUAUGAUCGGUGACCGUACGGGAUCCGUUCACGCUGGAAAUAAACAGGCCAUGGACCUGCUGGCGAACACGCAGCGUGAAGAGAUGGACCUGCCUUUCAAUACGUACACGUACUAUGGGUCUUACCUGGGACUGGCUCCUAUGACGUAUGUCCAUGGGGUUGAAUUGCAUCUGGCUGGGUACUUAGCUAACGUGAACAACGUAACAAUGAGGCUGGGUGGGUAUCUUUGGUUAAAACAUGGCGGUCACACAACACAUGAACCUGAGAGCAGCUACAAAUUCGACUAUCUGAAAAUUCAAGAUGACUCCGUUCUCAACGCUACAACAGAUCCUAUAACUUCUGAAGGCAUAACAUUUUACGUAGAUGGCAUCAUUAUUGAGGGAGGCGGCGUAAUGCACGGAACUUACGUGACGAUCAACGCUCAAAACGUCACAAUUGAUGCUGGCGGUCAUCUAUCAGCUGACGGACUAGGUUACCGGUCUGAGCAUUCGCAUGCUGAACACGGAUCAGGCUCAGUUCAUGGAGUUGUAAACCCAGGGGCACCUGAUGUCAUCAAUGGCGUCGGUGGAGGCGGUGGUCAUGGUGGAUCAGGUGGGAAGGAAGCGUCCAUCACAUCCAGAGCGGGUUUUGCCUAUGGAGAUAUCUAUGAACCGCAGAAAAUGGGUUCCUCUGGUGGCACUGGCGUCCACGGUGCCCCGGGUGGCAGUGGUGGCGGUCGACUAUGGUUUAACGUCUCGGACACUAUUUUCAUUGAUGGUCUGGUCAGUACCAAUGGAGCUGCUGGAGUUAAUGGUUCCGGUGGCGGUUCAGGUGGCUCAAUAUGGAUGCACUGCAAUAUAAUUAAGGGCUAUGGGAAGAUCGUGGCUCACGGUGGCGAUGGAUCCAACUACACAGCAGACACUGGAAGUGGUGGUGCAGGAGGUCGUGUAUCUGUGUACUUCAACAUCAACAAAACGAUGUCGGAGUUCAGGUACCAGACCAUUGGCGGUGCGAAGGGUGGGCCAAACUCUGAAAAUGGAGGGCCAGGAACUGCGUUUGUGUUUCAUAAGCUGGAACAGCACAGAGCGAUCAUAAUGGACAAUGGUGGUAAGCAUCCACGACACGAGCACAACGUCAUAGACAGUUACCACGAUCUUACCUACGACUCCUCCCGGGCAUGGAUCCUGCCAGAGUCGGGAUACAACGAUUUUGCAAAUGGUAAAUUCUCAUUCCACUUUGAAGAGAUUCAAAUUUACGGCGCGGCUCACUUAGCGAUUCUUCCGGAACCGGUUGGUGCGGAAGUUGAUGUUUUUUUCACCAACAUGAUCGGAGACAGGUCAGGGACAGUGCAUCUCGGUGAUUUCCAGGUUAUGGACUUAGAGCGACCGGAAAUCGACCUGCCUUUCAACUGCCGUGUUUACACAGGCGCAUUCAUCGGACUCGCACCUGUCACUAUCAUGCACGGCAUUACCAUCUGGCUGCACGGGGAAAUGGACCACGUUGAAAAUCUUACUCUUCACCAUGACGGCCAUCUUUCUCUAGAGACGGGAGGAUUUACCACGGGGAAUCCCUCAGACGGAUUUGACUUUUUGUGGGUGCGAAUUCAGGACAAUGCUACCAUUAGCAUUCUAACCGAUCCCGUUGCCGAUCCACAAUCUGAUUUCCAAGUUGCAAACGAAAUUUCCAUGGAGGGCGGGUCAAAUUUUGUUGUCACAAAUUCGAAGAUAACAGCAACAGACAUAGUCAUCGACUACGGUGCGUCUUUGCAUGCUGAUGGCACCGGUUACCGCGCUGAUGACCCACAGACGUCAUCAAUCAACAUUGGCAUCGGCGCAUCAAGCGUCGAUGGGUCCUCUGGUGGCGGUUACGGGGGAACAAGCGGCAAGGGCGCCGGAACCGUGCUAACUGGUCAGCCACACGGACAUUUGUUUCAGCCGCAUCACAUUGGCAGCGCGGGAGGAGGUGGUUUUCAAUCUGGAGGUCAGGGUGGAGGGAAAAUAAUUGUAGAGGUAUCCAAUAUGUUCAUGGUUGAUGGAGAAAUUCGCGCUGAUGGGGCUAACGGUCGAAACGCUUCAGGUGGUGGCGGUUCAGGAGGAACGAUUUUCAUCGAUACAUUCCAGUUCCGAGGUAUGGGAAACAUAACGGCUAAUGGUGGUGGUCGGUACAAGGCUGGAUAUGGCAGUGGAGGGUCCGGUGGGCGCAUCGCCCUUUACUUCCGGGAAAACGUGACGUAUUGGGGAAGUUUCCAGUGUCAUGGUGGUUUUUCAACCGGAUUGGCUGAACCUGGUGGUCCAGGGCCGGUGUUUAUCUAUAAUGUCAAAGAAGAGCACAGCACCCUGUACAUCAAUAAUGACAACCUAGAAACACCGACAGAAGUUAAUCUGAUUAGAAACUACGAAGACAUUUCACAAGACAGAUUCAAAGCAUGGGUGAUGCCUGAAUCCUCGGACCAUCGUUUAGCUGGCAACCAAAGCGACUACAGCUUUAACGAGCUUCAAAUAUUUGGAAAUGCUCACCUAGCUCUACUGCCUGAACCCUACACUGGAGGCUGUAACCUGCACUUCAUCCACAUGAUUGGUGAUCGGACCGGCUACAUCCACAUCGGUCCGUUUCAGGAUAUGGACCUCAACCGGCCGUUCCUGGACACGCCGUUCAGUUCUUAUGUGUAUGACGGCGGCUACCUCGGGCUGGCACCAGACACCUUCAUGGAGAAAGUGUUCGCGCACAUCGAGGGGACCGUGGACCACAUUCACAACCUGACCCUCGUUCAAGGCGGUGGACUGCGCCUGUUCAAGACCGGCUCCACCAACAACCUUUCUCCCCUAACGUACAAAAUUCUCGGACUGACCGUCAUCAAGGCGGAGUCCUACAUCAACUGUUCAAACCCCAACGCCGACUCUGACGCAUAUCAGCUGACGUUCGGUUGGACGAUCGUUGAAGGGGGUGGACUGCUGCGAGGAGGAAAUAUUCACGUGAUGGCGACUGAUUUCACCAUCGACGAUGGGGGUUCCGUUGACGUCAGCGAUGGCGGUUAUAGACCGAAUGAAGGACCUGGAGCGGGUAUCGACUCCAGCGGUGGCUCACAUGCCGGUCUGGGUGGACGUGGCGGCUGUGACGGCUACACGACGUGCCGCCUCCACCGGAACAUGCCGUACGGUGAUCUCUACACCCCAGUGGAGCACGGAUCAGGCGGAGGGAUUUCCAAUGGAGGAACCGGUGGUGGUGUGUUACACAUGGAGGUUGCCCACACACUGACGGUGGAUGGCUACAUCAAGGCAAACAGCUAUGACACUGGAAGUAACACCGGGGCUGCGAGUGGCGGCAGUGGAGGAAGUCUCCACAUACAGACAUACAAUUUUACUGGAAGUCACACAGGCCACAUCCAGGCUAUCGGUGGAUCAGCGGAUCUUAUUCAUGGAGGAGGUGGUGGGUCAGGGGGACGUAUUGCACUGUACCAUAGUCGACACCACACAAUCCCCAAAUAUAGGGGAUACUUUGACGUAUAUGGGGGAUCCCCUGGGACACAUGCAGAAGCAGGAUCUUCUGGUACAGCCUACGUUCAGGAUGAUGAGAGGAGCUAUAACAUGCUGAAAGUUGACAACAAUGGUCAGCAGCAGAUUUCAGAAGAAACAGAAAUAUGGAAUGAGGGUGACAGAAUUGACCUCACCUCUUACAGCUCUGAGUACAGCAAGACCACCUCCUACACAACCACUCAGGGACACACAGUGGAGAGUAGCGAGCCCAUUUAUGACUGUUACUGCCACUACUGUAACUGGAGAUGCCCGUACUCAAACGCCCCAACUUACUACCGCCUACACCACCUGUUUGACCAGACAUUGCAUUCCCACGCUGAUGACUACUACAUGGCCUGGGCUCGCUCUGCAACAGUUACUAUUACCCUUGCUGCACCUACCUACAUCAACAAAAUCAAGGUCUACACUGUGGCUGCACACUAUACCAAGUUUAAGGUACUGGGCUAUAAUACUGCUGGUGAGGCAUUUGAUGUGACCCCAAACUACAUUGUACCCAGUUCAAGCCCCAUUCAAGGGGCCUACGUGGACCUUCCAGUUGGCAAGAUAGCUGCCAAGUUUGAGUUCCUUCUAUCUGGCCAUGAGAACAAUAUUUACUCAUAUGCAGCUUUGUCUGAGAUUGAAAUCUUUGAAGAGGAGUCACCUGAAGAAUUGAGGUACAAGCACAUCAGCCUUCAUGGAGCCUCCACAUGGAUCCUGGCAGAUUCCGGUCAGUCAUUUGACUUCAGUGAGGUUUACAUACAGGGACAUGCCCACCUGGGCUUCAGACCGAAAAACAGCUACACUGAUGCUGUGUCCAUGUUUGCUGGCAAGGUUGUCGGUGAUAAAACUGGCUAUUUUCAUAUUGGGUACAACCAGGAUGUGACGGUGAACUCCACAGACUAUGACGUCCCCUUCAACACACAUGUAUAUGAGAAGGGACAUAUCACCUAUCCACCAAGAAACUUCUUCUACAAGACAAAAUUGCUUUCCUCAGGAAAGGUGUCAGGUAUCGAGGAUCUGUAUGUGUUCAAGGAAGGCCAUGUUGCAAUAGAUAGGAAUGGUAGCCUAGCAACCAGCCACUCUCCGGCGACUGUGUCCCUCAAAUCCCUGCAUGUUCAAGAGGGUGGAACAUUUGAAAUGUCCUCUGACACACCAACCAUAGGAUUUAUCAUUGAUGCCACAAACAUCUCUGUUUAUGGCGGUGGCCAUUUCUUGAUCAACACUGGGCUUAAUAUGACAGUCCACCACCUUCUGGCUGUGUACUCGGGUGGUAAGAUCGACCUGAGUGGUGCAGGAUACCAGCCUAACUCAGGGCUGGGGGGACCUGGAGCAGGCAUUGGUUCUACUGCUGGUGGAAGUGGAGCUGGUCAUGGUGGCAGUGGAGGCCGAGGCUCUAGUCUUGGCAAGGUUGGCACUGGGUAUGACUCCAUGUACAACCCUAAUGGACAUGGCUCAGCUGGAGGAUAUGGACACUAUUUCGGUGACCUGUACUUUGGAGACCAUCCUCAUGGCAACCAGAUGAUCUUCAAGACACUAGGUGGUGCUGGUGGUGGCUACCUGGAGAUAAAAAGCCGACAUGUGGACAUUGAUGGGCUUGUGGCGGCCAAUGGCAAGGCUCCUGACACAAGAUUUGACAGAGGAUCUGGUGGUGGAUCUGGUGGCUCAAUCUGGAUUGUGUGUGAGGAGAUAGUGGGUCACGGCACAAUAACAUCUAAUGGCGGGGAUGGAGGAGGCCCAGAAGGGGCAGCAGGAGGCGGUGGUGCGGGCGGAAGAAUCUCUGUACAGUGUGACAACGUCCUCAAGUUUAACAUCUCCAUGAGGGCAUACGGCGGUGUAAGCAACAGCGAGACGGGCGGAGCAGGCACUUCCUACCUGGAGUCCAGCUAUAGCAAUGGCACUCUGAAAAAACAGAAGAUGUUAGUGGACAACAAUGGCCACGCUUACCCCCACGCCUCCAUAUACAGCCAAGGUGACCUUCGCAGCCUGCUCAAUGGUGAAUACGGGGACAUUACAUAUGCCGGCGGUGUAACAUGGCUUUAUCAUGAAGAGUUACAGUACCGCUUCAAAGAGCUUGAUGUACGCGGAAAUGCCCAUGUUGCCAUUCUGAGUGACACAGAUAAUGAGGUGAUUGAUGUACGAGUAGAAUUUGUGUGGGGAGACAGGACUGCAGUGUUACAUGCAGGCAAGAACCAGACGCUCGGGGUCAUAGAAGUGGACACCUACCUUCCAGCCAAUUUGGCCUCGUACAGGUACAGCAGGAUUGAGGUUCCCAACAAAGUGAAUAUAAGAGAAGUAUGGGCUGAAAUCAAUGGAACAAUAGAAGGUAUGGACGUGAUCACUGUGGAAAAUCAGGGAGAGCUGUACAUCUGGUCACACGCCAACUCCGACGGCUACAAUAUUGGAGAGAUCAAGGCUACCAACAUCUCGGUACGGGCAGGAGGAAAGUUUGAGCCUCUGGCUGCCGUCAAUGGCAAACAGAUGAAAGUGUAUGUGACUCUGCUCGUUAUCAAUGGAAAUGGUUAUGUGAGAACUAACAAUCUACAGCUGAAUGCUACAAAUGUGACUAUCGACCUAUCAGGUGAAUUCCAUGCUGACUUCACUGGUUACCCUGGUGGUGAGGGACCUGGUUCCGGUAGGAACAUCCACAUAAACGAGUCUGGCGGUUCUGGUGGAGGUCAUGGGGGUCGGGGCGGCAGGGCGAAGUCUGGAUACCACACAGCGUAUGCCUAUGACUCCAUCUACAAUCCAGCCGAGAUGGGCAGUGGCGGUGGGAAUCCACCUCAUGGUGGCGGUGGUCGCGGUGGAGGCAUUAUGUACCUGUACAUUGUCGACGAACUGCGGGUCGAGGGUCGUCUCCAUAGUAACGGAGAGAAUGGUCAGAACAGCCAAUCCGGUGGUGGGGCAGGUGGCUCCCUCUAUCUCAGUGUGAACCACUUGGAUGGCACAGGAUCUAUUGAGGCUACUGGUGGUGAUGGAGGUACCUAUGGCGGAGGUGGUGGCGGUGGUAGGAUGGCUAUCUACCACACCAUAGAAAACCACUUCACCGGAGACUACAUUAUAUAUGGCGGUAAGGGCCCAUACCACUAUGGUGGGUCUGGGACUGUCUACAUUGAGGACCGCAGUGUCUCCCCUGCCUACAGGCAUCUACGCGUUGACAAUGAUGGACGAACCACCAGUAACCGCAUCUAUGAAGUUGAGAGACUUAACCUCACAGGGAACUACCUCUCCACCAACGGCUGGCCCGACACAUAUUUCCAAACCCACAGUGGUAUUAACAUCACCUCUGAUGUACGCCCUGCCACAUACUACCCAUACUAUUACUACCACUAUCAUUACCUAUACUACACUGUGUGGCCUCUAAGCCACCUGUUUAAUGACAAAAAAGCCAAUGUGCAGACAUUUUUCAUGGCACCUGCCCAAAAAGCAACCUUGACCUUCGACCUUCCUUUUAAGACCUACGUGGAAUAUCUCAGGGUUUAUCCAUUCUGUAGCACUGACUACUGGAAAACAUCAAUAACUGAGAGGCAUUAUGGCUCUCUGGUGACAUACUACUCUGUCGAGACUUCACUGUCCGGAGGUGCAGGCUCUAACAGGACUGAUGGUUUUGUGACUACAGACUACUGCCAGACACAGUCAGAGGAUGACCAGUAUGGCAUUGUUGAGAUCAGGGAUAACAUUGACCAGAUCAUUGUAAGCUUGAAGGCCAUGGGAAGUUACGUUGCCCUGAGCGAAGUUGAGAUUUAUGUUCGAGAGGACCCGACAGCCACCUCCCAGACGCUGUACAGUAACGAUAAUGGCACAAGCUAUAUCAUGCCAGAGGGUGACAUGAAGGACUUUGAGUUUGAUAAGCUGGACAUCCUUGGCGGAGCUUCCUUGAAUCUGGAUGGUGAGGACAUGACCUUGACCGCCCACGAGAUUGAGGGAGAUGACACGGGGCGAGUGACCGCCCGCAGCACCCAGCGGUAUGAGAACACUCAAGCCCGCGUCCUGCAGACCAUUGGCAUCCUCUCACGACGCGAGUCCACUGUCAACCUACCCCCUGAGCUGGACUGCAGGGGCAUUGACAUGUACAUCAAAGGUCACUUCCGGUCCAUGGAGAAUAUCACAGUAAAUGCCAGAUGCAAUCUGACAAUUGACCAUCAUGUGCAGACAACAAAUAUCAUAGAAAACCUGGAUAUCAAGACGUUCGGUUCUGUGAAUGUGUUCACAGAGGAUGAGGCCCUCACCACACUGCAGGGAACCAGUCUUACAGUCAGAUCCGGGGCCAGGCUGACAUCGAAUGACCUGAAGCUGGUUUACUACAAUGUAACCCUUGAACCCUAUGGCCUGCUGUCUGUCUCUGAGGGAUGUCCAUACAACUGGCAACACACAGGUGUUGGAGCCGGCCAUGGAAAUGUAGGCGGAAGUUCUGGAGGAGGUCAUGGUGGUAAUGGAGGUCGGGGUCAAGCAGAGGCUUACGCAGGAGGGGCACAUGGCUCUUUCCUCUACCCUACUGAUUUUGGCAACAAUGGGGGCUAUGCUUUGUUCCCCCACAGGGCUGGCAUCGGUGGCGGGAGACUGUACUUGAAAAUCAACCACACACUCACUGUGGAUGGAUUCCUUGUGGCUCUAGGAGGAAAAUGGAGGUCUGUGGCUUCAGGAGGUGGCAGUGGUGGGAGCAUCCACAUUGAGACUUAUACAAUUGAUGGAAAUGGACAGAUAGAUGCUUCUGGUGGCAGUGGUUAUGCAGGGAAUUGGGCUCCACAUGGAGGAGGCGGUGGUGGAGGUAAAAUAGCCCUCUACUACAUGUAUAACUUCUAUGUUGGUGACUUUAUCAACCAUGGUGGUGCAGCAGGCAGCAACUCUGAACCUGGAGGGCCUGGGACGGUGUAUCUCCACCAUCUACCAGACAUGAUAGAUGGACAGCCUCCAGCAGGCUUCACUGACAACAGGACCCUGUACCUGAACAACAAGGGCUACGAGCCCCUGGACCCCUACCGUAACCUGACAGACACCUACAUAGACUACCCUGCAGCUAGCGGUGUGGCCUGGAUCUGGCCCGGGGAAUACCCACCACUGGUCAAUGUUUUCAACAAUACAGUGAAUCCGGACAGUGAUAUUACAUUAGACUAUCUCAAGGUGUAUGAGAAAGCCCAGGUUGCAAUGGUUCGGCCAAUCUACACAGACCUGAUCGAUCUCAUCAUCGGUUACACAGAGGGCGACCGGUCAGGACAUCUACAUGUCGGCUACAAUGAGACACUCUUCAUAGGCACGGGACAACUGCCUCUCCAUAUGUCCCUUUACCAUGGUAGUACAACAACUCUACAAGGUGAACUCUUUGUGGCGGGCGUCACUGUCAUGAUUGAAGGCAUCGUCGCUGGUGUGGAGAACAUGACCAUUGUGGAUAGCGGAAUUUUGAAGAUAAACUACAUGAUGGAUCUGGAUUUCCAACGCAUUGAUGUCAUCAGGUUCACAGCCUUCUUUGUUCGCAACGGUGGCUCCAUCGUCAUGAACAAUGACAUCUUCAAGCACAUGAUGUAUGGAGAUAUCAUGCAGGUGUUCCCAGGUGGCUCAUUCUCGGCCAAGUACCUGUAUGUGGAAAUUACCUCCCUGUAUGUAGAUGUGAUGGGCACGUUUACUGCUGAUGGGACAGGCUUCUGUAACAUGAUGGGCCCUGGGUCGGGCUACACCUAUGCUGGUGAUUAUGGGCUUAAUUUUGGAACUGGCGGAAGUCACGGGGGUGAAGGAGGGGCAGGUAACUCCAGUAUGGAAACACCCACUGCGUAUGGCAACUUUAUCUUCCCAGACAGAUUUGGCAGUGCUGGUGGGGAUGGCUCUUCCUCGAGAGGCGGGUGUGGCGGUGGUAUCCUGAUCCUGAAUGCCAGUACCGAGAUUCGUGUGGAUGGCACAUUAUCUGCAAACGGAGCCGAUGGUGGGUCAAGAGCUGGCGGUGGCGCUGGUGGCAGUAUAUUCAUCACAACAGACCACUUUGAUGGCUCUGGGGAAAUACAGGUGAAGGGAGGCAGUGGUUACAACGGAGGCGCAGGCGGUAGAAUGAGCACCAUCUACGACUACUCUAACUAUAUCGGCACGUUCCAAUCCAGCGGUGGGGAUCCUUCCGGUGGAGAGACUGGAGCAUCUGGAACAGUGUUCACCAAGGAUACAGCUACUGAUGGGAAGAAAACAGUAAAGAUCUACAACAGGAAAGGAGAGGGGUUUGAGCAAGCAGCAAAGUCUCGACGUACCCGUAUUUCUAUCCCGGAGUCCAAGACGGAAGACCAUGACAUCGACACGCUUGACCUUGGAGACUAUGCCCAGGUUGGACUCCUAGCAACCGACAAUGAAGGAAAUGCUGUAAUAGGUCGAAGAAAUCUCUACCUGCAGUUAGUGGAGGGUGACUACACGGCCACAGUUCACAUAGAGGAGGGCAUGUGGCUCAAUAUUGACUUCCAAAACUCUGCCAUCCUCUCAUUCAGCAUUGCUGUCUACCCAGAUGCUGAAGUAAACUUGCCAUCAGACACAUACCUCAAGGAUGUGACUGUGUUUGACUAUGGAGGCACCCUAAAGGGCAUUGAGACAUUCAACAUAUCUCGUGGUGGAGCCGUCAAGAUUUACCCGUUAGAAGCGUCCAAUCCACACUUUAAGUCCAUUGUGUACGACCUGAACACCAUCAGUAUCCUGGAUGGCGGGACUUUCAGCUACUACGGGAAGGCAGAGAAUGAUGACUUCCUCACUGUCAACCUAGCUGGAGACCUGAUGAUACGAGGUGGUGGGGAAAUGAACGUCAACCAUUUGAAGCUCACAUCUGUGAACAUCACAGUAGAUUCAGAAGGCUUACUCAGUGCGAGUGCAGGAGGGUUUGCCCCAGGGCAGGGUGCGGGGGCAGGGAUAAGCAACACCCAAGGAAGUUCCGGGGGGUCACAUGGAGGACUUGGAGGUGUUGGAUCUGGGACAUCGUAUGCAGGACAGGCACAUGGCAGUACUCAUACACCAUUUUCAUAUGGUAGUGGAGGAGGCACUGAUGGUUCAGCUAGCACCGGCUAUGGAGGAGGUAUUCUGGAACUGGUUGCCACCGGUUACACAGAGGUGGAUGGUACCAUUGAGGCAAAUGGGGAGGACACCAGUGAUCUCUAUACAGGUGGUGGGGCUGGUGGCUCCAUCCUCCUCACUACUGCUCACUUUACUGGUACUGGUCUGAUAUCAGUCAAGGGUGGAGCCGGUGCAUGUGUACCCGGCUGUGCCAAUUGUGACUCCAGUCGACGAUGUCUCCAGUGUCAAGCUGGGUACACCUGGAUGGAAUUUGUUUGCAAGAACGACUACAUUUUUGAAGAGAGAGCUGGAGGUGGUGGUGGCGGUGGUCGUGUCGGGAUUUGGGUCUCAAACUCCACAAACAACUACCGCGGACAAUAUAAGAUACAGGGAGGAAAGAGCUUCUCGGAGAGUGGCGGAUCGGGUACUGUCUUUGUACGGGCACCCAACAGUGAAGGAUUGCUGGAAUCUUCUCUCACAAUUGACAAUGAUAAUGCAGUGCCAAAAGAUAUCUACAUCACAAACAAAACUGCUGAUAGCUGCCGGUCUUAUGUCAUCACCCAGUCUGGCGAUGACGCUGAAGAUAUGACAUUUGAUCAUGUGUAUAUCAAUGGCGAUGGCCACCUAGCCUUUAAAAAGACAUCCGACUCAGCUGAUGUUGAUGUUAAAAUCCUUUACCUUCACGGAGACUUAAGUGGCAUGGUGCACACAUCUGUAGACCAGAAGGUGCAGAUUGUGAACAGUGACAGCCCAAUACCAGCAUCGUUCAGGGUGUAUGAUGCUGCUACCAUAGAACUGCCACAGGACCUUUACUUCCAAGACCUGAAGUAUACGGACAUCUACAUUGAUGGUCAGAUAGAAGGUGUGCAGAAACUCAGUUUGGGACAAGGAGUUAACUUCCUGAUUGGAGAAAAUGGCUACACAAGUGGGUACAGCAAGCAGACAUUAGCCUUUGACACAGUUGAGGUGUUUGCAGACGGUAAGAUCUCCUCAGCAUAUAUCGACGAACAUUCUCCGUCACUUAUACUCAAGAUCGGGUCCAACAUCAGGCUUAAUGCAGGUGCAACUAUUGAGGCCUCCUGGGUUAAGAUAGAUGCAACAGGGGCCACAAUCCAGAUUGAGUCCGCCAGCAUGAUCAACUCAAGUUUCUCUGCCCCUGUCAAUCUAGACCAAGACGGAGUGUCCACAGACGCAGGGGGAGGGUCAGGAGGAGGAAGCGGGGCCGCAGGGGGUCAAGGCUCAAUACAGGAUUAUGUGGGCCCACCACCAUCCGAGGGCUCCAUCUACGAGCCCCGUCAGUAUGGAGGAAGCGGAGGAUCAGGGGGAGGGUCCUUGUCAGAUCACCGAUGUUCCAUCAGCCCCAUACAGCUGGGAGGGAAGGGAGGUGGAGUAAUAGAGCUGCUAGCAGACAACCUGAUGCUUGAUGGAGAACUAAGAGUUACAGGCGGAGAUGCUCUCGGUCCCCGGGGUGGGGGAGGGGCGGCUGGCAGUGUCUACAUUGUGGUGAACACCCUGUCAGGAGAUGGAACCAUAUAUGCCAAUGGAGGAUCAGCGGGCAGCAGUUUUGAUACAUCCGGAGUGUCUCCCAGCUUAAAUGAGUCUUCCUUAUCAUCUAAUGCAUCAGAUUCAGCAAACACCUCAGAUUCCAACUGUUUGGGAGGUGGUGGGGCAGGAGGGCGUGUCUCUCUCAACUUCAAUGAUGACUCUGCAUUCUCCGGCGUGGCUAAAGUCUAUGGAGGAAGAGGCUACGAGUGUGGCGGAGCAGGAAUACUCCUCAAACAAGACUUAGAUGAUGGCACAAAGAAGCUGUUUGUAGAUAACGAGGACGUUUGUACUCCACUGGAUCCCACCAUUGAUUGGGACCUGCUGACCAGGACUCACAAGGGGCAGCUCAGUUUCCACACUUGGCUGUUUGACGAAGGGGACUCACAUGAACAUGUCUUUGAUGAGGUGACAUUGAGUGGACAAGCCCAGCUGGCCCUUUACCGACUCAACAAUGAGGCUUACACACAGACUGUCACAGUGAAAAAAUCCCUUGGGAAUAAGUCUGGAAAGUGGCAUGUUGGUCCGUACCAGCGGAUAUCGACCAGCCUACCACAAGACAGCCCCGAGCUUGAGUUUGGUAUCUUUGUAUAUGAUCUGGGGACCAUGUUGGCUGAACAGACCCUUAAUGUUAAGGGUAUCACUAUCGAGAAUGAGGGAAUCCUUAGUGGGGUGGAGCACCUCGUCAUUGGACCCAAUGGUGUCAUGAUUCUAAGACCAGACACAUCAUCGUCCAUUCCUGAGAUCAGUUUCAUCAGUGUGACAGUGAAGGGGGGUGGGACCCUAAAGAUAGAGACAGAGGGGCGUGGCAUGAAACUUGUAGGGACAGAAUUCAUAGUGGAGAGCGGGGGACUGGUUGAGGUUGACAAUGUGAUCAUUGAAGCUACCACACUCAAGAUUGAAGACUCUGCUUACUUCUCUGCAGAUGCACAGGCUGUUCACUCUGAUGGAGGCCCUGGUGUAGGUCUUUCUGGGCGAGGAGCUGGACAUGGAGGCCAGGGAGGGAAGGCCACAAACUACACAGACGAGACAAUAGCUUCUGGGGGUGGCAUGUUUUAUGGGAAUGUAGAGGUCCCUGCCCAGGCCGGCAGUAAUGGAUACUUUGAAGACUUUGUCUCUACAGUAGUGACCAAGGGCGGUGGUGUAAUCAGAUUGGACAUCUCUGGUACUGCCUAUGUGGAUGGUGUGAUAAGCAGUAAUGGAGAGAGAGGCACUGACCAAGCUGGAGGAGCCAGCGGUGGGAGCAUCAUACUCAACACUCAACAUUUCAACGGCAAGGGCAAGGUCACUGCUAAUGGGGGAGAUGGCACAUCAACAACAGGUGGGGGUGGAGGUGGGCGUGUUGCCAUUACCUACACUACCUCCUCUCAGUUUACCGGCAAAUGGAAAGCUUACGGGGGCAGGUCUAGCCACUGCCCAGGUGGAGCGGGCACAGUGUUGGUUGCUGCACUUACCAAGACACUUCUCUAUGUGGAUAACAAGGAGCCAUACACUGGACAACAAGCCAUUGAGACCUACACCUCAUCAGGAGUGGCAAACAGGGACUUUGGACGAACCUGGAUCGUGUUCCCAAGUUCAGGCUCUCUGAUUGUGGAUAAACUGUACCUUUUGAAUGGAGCACAUCUAGCCCUGGAGCCUGUAGACAGCCCCGAUUCUCCUGGGUUCAAUUUCCAGACUGAGGGCUUCUUUGGAGAGGGCUUUGUGACUAAUAAAGAGAACCUUGGGACCAUCCAUGUUGGACCUUAUCAGACAUUUAAUGUCAAAGCCAUAGACCUGUACUUCCCAGCCAAUGCAGAGGUAUAUGUUGGUGGCCAACUGUCCAUGCCAUCAAAGGUGAAAUUGAUCAACAGUAACAGUACUGUUCAUGGCACACUCGGAGGAAUCACUGAGCUCACCCUGGCCAAGUCAACGCUUACACUGACUUCUACAAGCAAAUCACAGGGUAGCAAAGAGGCUGCCAAGUUCACCAUCUCCACAGUGAACAUCAUGGCUGAGGGUGUCCUAGACAUGACAAAGGAUGUUCGGUACCAGCUUUACCUGAGUUCACUUUACAUAGCCCCUUCCGGUACCAUUGAGGCUUCAGAACUAUACAUUAGUACAGACAGUGCCACUAUAGAGGAGGGGGGACAGAUCAACCUUGCUGAGAGGGGGGAGAUAAUGAACGGAGAUGGCUACCUGCCCCACUACGGAGCUAGUCACAGCGGCGAAGGUGGGGGUAAUCGCAACUCCUCCGGGGUCACACGAGGGCUCGUAUAUGACAAUUUCCUGCAGCCCACCCUGAAGGGGUCUGGAGGAGACACAACAUAUGGCGGAGGAGCCAUCAAACUGGAGGCCACAGGAACUAUUGAGAUUGAUGGUGAAAUCAAUGCAGAUGGGGGCAGUGCCACCUCCCUAAAUGUGGAUGGUAUAACAGGCAACUAUGGUGGUGCUUCUGGAGGAAGUAUCUGGAUAACUUGUCAGACUGCCAAGAUCAGUGGUCAAAUCCAUGCGCAUGGUGGUUCUGCAACCAGCUCUGGUGCAGGCGGUGGAGGAUAUAUCGCUGUCUACUUCACUGAUGGAUAUUUGGAUGACAGGGACAUGACAGCGUAUGGAGGAACUUCUACAAAUGGGGAAGAUGGGGCCUCCGGGGUCAUCUACAUACAGGAGAAUGGAUAUAGAAGGGCCCUUGUGAAAAGUCUGGUGUCAACACCCUGUUCUUCUACAUUGGGAGUUCCAAACACCGUCCUCAGUGCAAACCUUGACCUUUUGGAGGUGAUAGGUCCAGCCACAGCAGCGUUCCAAGGAAGGACCACUCUACCAUCCCUUACUGCCAAUGUGGGCACAAUAAAGGGAAACCCUUACUCUGUGUUCACUGUACAGGAGAAUGUGGUUCUCUACUUGGCCACUAGGGUCGGUAUAGUGAAUGACCUGAGUAUUCGGGCAAAUAUACAUGUGGCUGAAGGCGGCAAGAUUGACAUGCCCAAGAAUGUGAUCAUUGAUAAAGGCUGGUGGCUGGAUGUUUGUGGAACAGUUUCUGCUAGUACCAAUGUACUCACUAUAAGGGAAAAGGGUGAACUGAAAAUGUCGAAGCCUGCCGCUGACCUUGCAAUUCAUACUGUGGUGGUCGACUAUGAAGGAAUUAUGGACCGCUCACAGUACUGCACCACUUCAACAGCACCAGUGGUAAUGUCCCUGACAUACUUCAACAAAACAUCAGAGUUCUCACUGGAUACCUCCAAGUACACACUGAGUAAAGGAACCCCGGGCACUGUGUCACCAACUGGCUCUGCCUUAGAAGACACAUACUGUGCUCAAACUGGAGCUCUGACCUUGAAGAGAAACCAACACUGCACAGUGAAGACAGGCACCUCUUAUUCAUUCACAACACUCACAAUCAACCCAGGAGCUGAGAUAAGAGUUGAAGGGAGCGAAACUGGUUCAGGCACCACUACAAUAUCGGCCACUAAUCUGAACAUCAUGUUUGGUGGGUUGAUUACUGGGGUGGGUGCAGGUUAUAAGUCAUCAGGACCUGGGGCAGCUUCAUCUGGACAAGGUGCUACUCAUGGAGGGAAAGGAUAUGAGAACAGCAAAGCAGCUUAUGGAAACAUCAAGAAUCCAACAUCAUAUGGCAGCAACGGAAAUGGUGCAACGUCCAGCUCCGGCAGGGGUGGUGGUCAGAUCAAACUCCAGGUGACCAACACAUUGACCAUAGAUGGCAGUAUUGACAUGAGCGCGGACUCUGGAGGAGCAGGAAGUGGAGGGUCAAUUUGGGCACAGGCUAAAACAAUCAGUGGGAAUGGCUAUAUGAAGGCUGAGGGGAGUCAGGGUGGUGGUGGAGGAAGGAUUGCAGCUAUUGCCUCAACAAAAAACAGCUUUACUGGCACAGCCUCAGCUAAAGGUGGAGAGAAUGAUCAUGGAAACAUAGGAAGCUCAGGAACUGUUUUCCUUGAGAGUCCGGGCUCCAGUGACUGUAUUGUGGAUGGUAAGGGUGAUGCAGUGACCAGUAUCGACAGUGACUUGGACAAACUGACUAUCUCCAAUGGGUCCUUUGUCAUUAUUGACAGCAGUGUGACCAUUAAGGAACUUGUGUCACAUGAGGAUGGCGAAACUACUAACAUGUGUGAACUGAAAAUCCCAGCAUCUGUCACUCUGACUGUUACCACUAUGGGUGAUCCAGACAAAGGCUUUGCUUGCAAAAUCAACAUAGCAGAUGAAGGGGCCUUGAUAGUUAGUGGUGGCCUUAUUGUGACUGGGGAUUCCCCUGUCCUUGACCUUCAGGGCUCUGUUACUGCUGAUGCCCUCACAAUUGACAACCAUGGAACAUUCACUGUGGCACCCACUGGUAAAGUGUUCACAAACACAUUGGUACUCUCAGCAUGGUCAACAACAACUGUUGCUGAAACAGCUGUCUUCGGAAAUGACCUGACCAAAAUAACGGUUGACAACUUUGAGAUUGGAUACAAAGCCAAUGUCUCAUUUGCUCACAGUGAGCUGACAGUAGAGAGUACCGCUUUCAAAAUGGAUGCCCUAUCAAGGUUUGAUCUAGGGGGAACAAAGAAGAAACUCUCUCUUACUGGCACUGACUUAACUAUCCAAGAUGGUGCAUUAAUUAAUGUAAAUGGUGGCGGUGACCUAGAUACUGGCACUGGGUCAGUUACUGGACUUACUGGGGCAAGUUUCGGUGGAGUAGGGGGAAACAGUUCAGCUGCUACAUACGGUUCUACCAGUCUACCUGCCAGCUAUGGGAGUGGCUCAUCUGAUGCAAGAGGAGGUGGCAUUCUGGAGUUAGUCUUCACAGGAACGAUUGAGUUGGAUGGCACUUUAACAGCUGAAGGAGAAUCAUCUGAAAUAACAGGAGGAGCAAGUGGGGGUAGUGUCUACAUCAAGGCUUCUACAUUACAGGGCCAUGCUGUUGUGUCAGUCAACGGUGGAAACAGUAAAGCUGCUGGCGGUGGAGGAGGUGGUGCUGGGAGAAUAGCUAUUGUUGCCACAACAUUGUCCAGUUUCCUUGGUAACGUGAAAGCAGUGGGUGGUUAUGGAAAUGGUUCUCAUGGCGCAGCAGGAACAGUCUACAAACAGUACCAACAGUCUGGAGGAACUGAGUUUAAGACGAUCACUGUUAAUAACAAUGCCCAAAAAUCUGACUCAUACACCCAUGUAUCAGGUUUGACCUACGUCACUGACCUGAUCAUCAAUGGAUAUGCUCAAGUGAAAUUUGAUGGCACAUAUGCAAUAACAAUAGACAAAAUUUCAGGUGAUUACACAGGAACUCUUACAAUAAUAUACGGUCAGUUCUAUGACAUUGCCACUAGCUAUGGUACACUGACCCCAUAUGCACUGGAGUGCAAGACAAUUAUUGAGGAGGGAGGCCAAGCCACAAUUCCAUCAAAGAUUCUUCUCACAGAUGAUGACUCAACUGGUAUUGACUGGUAUAAUCUGGAAGUGUAUGGAACAGUUAUUGGUGUGAGAGAAAUGACAGUCUCAUCUGGUGGUAAAGUAUUGAUCCAUUCAAAAAGCAGAUCUGGAAUUGAUACCUCAAAUCUAAGACCAGUUGGAACACUCAGUUUCAAUGUCAUUGAUGUGACUACAGAUGGGGUGUUAGAAAUUGCCCUUGACAGUAUGGACAGGUAUGAAAUCUCAAUGGUGAAAGAACUGAAUGUCAAAUACGGAGGUCAUGCUAAAGGAAGACACCUGCUUGUUAGUUCCCCAAAAUUAGAAGUAGCCUACGGAGGUCAGCUAAGUGUGAAUGGAGGAAACUUGGACACUGGAAUAGCUGCAGGAAGCAAUGGUACAACAGGAGCAGGUGGCACAAAUGGAGGAAAAGGUGGUGACUCUAUAGAUGGUUUAACUCCAGUCAAAAAUUUCACUGGAAACUUCAAUCAGGCUCAAAAUUUGGGUUCGGCGGGUGGAGCAGGUAAAAAUGAACCCGGAGCUCUUGGUGGUGGAUACUUGAUGCUAGAAGUGAACACUCUCCUCGAUGUUGAAGGCACGAUCAGCGCUGAUGGUGAUGACAGUAUAGAUGAUGCUGGUGGUGGCAGUGGUGGUGCCAUUGACAUUGCAGUCAUAAAAGACAUGACAGGCUCAGGACAAAUAUCUGUAAGGGGAGGCAAUGCUGUGUUAGGUGGUGGUGGUGGGGGAGGAAGGAUUCACAUCAAAGUUGAUGGAGAUUUCCACUAUCUUGGUGAAUAUAAGCUCUGUGGUGGAUCAUCAACACAGGCUCAGACAGGUGGAUCAGGGACAGCUUAUGCGGUUGUGCAAGAGGCAGGGUCACCGGGAUAUGUUGAGAACUUCUACUUUGACAAUGGAUGUGCAACUGGAGUAACUGAUGGUGUAUCAUACAUUGAUGUCACGCUGGGAAACCUCUACUCAGUGAACAGACUAAACAUAGGUGAAAACACCAAGGUGUGGCUGUACACUGAGGGACUCCACUUUAAGGCCAAGACCUUGGAGUGUGGUACGGGAAGUACGCUUGUGGUUGGGGACAAGACUAUCUUCAGUCCAGACUAUGAGCUGACAUACAGUGCAAUCACCUGUAGCUUUGACCUGAAACCAGACGGAGAGCUGAGACUUCCCAAGUCUGUGGAGCUUAAAGGAGAGGCCAGCUCUUUAGAGGGCAUACUGUCCAACAUUCAGAACCUGAUCAUCUCAUCAUACCAGAAGGUAACCCUAUCAGCCAAUGCCAGAACUGGUGUCUGCUGUGAUGCAAAUGGAGACCACACAUCUCUAACAGAGCAGGGCCGAUAUAGUUUUUCAAAAUUCACACUAGAGAGCUACGCUGAGGUGAUUUUCAAGAAAGACCCAACUGAGUUGAAGGGUAUCCAGUUUGUGGAGCUUGAGCUGCAGUAUGGGUCAAAACUGACCGGUGAAAGUUUGGACAUUACGGCCACUAAAGUGACCCUUCACUCUGGCUCCACACUGUCACUUCAGGGAGGAGGGUAUGAUGCAGAGUCUGGGCCUGGGGCUGGUCAUAUGGAUGGUGACAUUGGCCUCGGUGCGGGCCAUGGGGCAUCAGGUGGCACCCACAGUGCUAGCGUAUAUGGCGGAUACCCGUAUGACAACACUCGACUGCCAAUGGAGCCAGGAAGUGGGGGUGGUAACUCCCUCAACGGAACGGGUGGGGCAGGUGGCGGAUACCUCAGGCUUAACUUGUUCUCUGCUCUCACUGUGGAUGGCACCAUACAAGUAAAUGGCAACCCAGGUUCAGGAACAAAUGCUGGUGGUGGCAGUGCAGGCACCAUUGUGAUUUCAACUCCAACAAUGAGUGGUAAUGGGAAGUUUCAGGCUAAUGGAGGGGCUGGCCUUGGAUAUGGAGGGGGAGGAGCUGGCGGAAGAAUCUCCAUCAUUGUAACAUCACAAAAUUCCUUCACUGGGGAGACAACUGCCUAUGGUGGAGGCAAUGACCACAACCUGGACACAGUAAAGGCUGGACCUGGCACCACCUACCUGCUGACUGGUCAGUCCCCGCGGCAGUCCCACUCACUGACCAUUAAAGGAAAUGUAGACAGCUCCGUACAGGAACAGACAUACACAAACAUAAAUGGAGACCCUGCUAAUAACGAAUUCACAUACAACAUGCUCACACUCUCUGGGUAUGCCAAUGCCAUAUUCGGAGAUGCCGACACAGAGCUCAGAUUGGCUGACAUCACUGGAGACAAGACCGGCACUCUUUUUGUGACUGACCAACAGACGGUCAGGGCUGCAGUGGUGGAAGGGGUCAUUGGGGAGUUCAUUACAACCAUCAACUUUGACAUAGGUGAAGAAGCCAUCCUUCAUGUGCCUGAUACUCUCUAUGUGGAUGGAGUGACACUGAACAUCAAGGGGACAUGUACAUUUAACAACCUGGUUGUGGAAAAUGGAGGCACUAUUCAAGGUCACCUGACGACCUUCACCUCCUCAUAUGCCAAUGGAGAAUAUACACCCACAAGUGAGCCAGGCAGUUACACACUGGUCUCUAUCAAGCUCAAGGCAGGAUCACAGUUCCUGAUACCUGCUGGUGGUCUUAAGUUGAUCAUAGGGACCCUUGAACUGAAACGGUUUGUCGUCAUGGAAGCAGAGUUUGUCAACCUGGUGGCAGUGAAUCUGAUUCUAGAACGUGAAGCAGCCUUAAGCACCAAUGGCAAAGCAGCAAUAGAUGACCCUCUGGUCCCAAUAACUGCUCAUGGUAUCAGCAAGAAUGGUGGGGCCAACACAGCAGCUGGAGGCGUGGGCGGUAACUACUCAGUAGAAGAUGCUUCUGUGCCCUUUGGUACAAUCUACACUCCUCAAACCCCAGGAGCCUCAGGAGGACAAGGUGGAAAGGGUGGAGGGUACAUAUACAUUCAGACUAAUGAGCUUAUUUUAGACGGAAUCCUGAGAUCAUCUGGGGCAGACUCAUCGACAGGAGGAGGUGGAGCUGGUGGAAGUAUCUAUGUUAUCUGCAGUGUUGCCCUUAAAGGAUUGGGCUCAAUGGAGGCCAUUGGUGGAUCUACAACUGAGUCUGAUGCUGGAGCAGGUAGUGGUGGUCAUAUUGCUGUUCACAUGAAGGCUGAUUUCUAUGAGGGCUCUUACAGUGCAGGUGGAGGUACAUCCCCUGCACCACAUGGAAAUGCUGGGCCUGGUUCUAUAUAUACACUGUCCAAUACUUAUGGGGAAAAAUUGGUCUGUGACAACACCAAUGGUCAAACAGACUACUAUACCACUCUUGAUGAAUCUGACCUCGUUCUCAACUUUGAUGAAGUGGAUAUCUAUAAUUAUGCCCAGCUACAGUUAGUUAAGGAUGGACAACCAAGAGAGCUGAACAUUCUCAAAAUCAAUAGCGACGGAACUGGUUUGGUUAGAAUCCAAACAAAUCAAAAGGGAACCCUUGAGAGAUCACAGACUGAUACAAGAGCAAACUCAAAACUUCAAGUAAAUAUCGAACUGCACGAUGGAGGUGAAUUCAUCUUGUCUGAAACAGUCACAAUCCUUGGUCUUGGAGAAGUGGCUUUUGAUCUAGAUGGUGUUAUGCGAGGUGUGUCUAACUUGUACCUUGGACCAAACAGAAACAUGAGAAUUGGAUCCAAUGCUAAGAUAGUGUCACUCACAGCAACCAACCUGGAUGAUAUCACCCAUGUCACCUUUGGAAAACUACAGCUUGAACCGGGUAGCAAGAUUGAGUAUGAUGCUAAUACGGGAGCAUUAAUUAAAGCAAGUAACAUUAACUUCAAAUUUGCAUCAAAAAUUUAUGCUGACUUCUUCAAUGUGUCCGCCACAAAUGUUGACCUAGAGCUUGAAAGUGUGAUGAGCUGCUCCAGUGGACAUCGUCCAGAUUCAGAACAGAUAGAUAUAACCAUUGGCUCCGGUCUACCUGGUGUGGGGUCUGCUGGAGGGGCUGCACAUGGUGGUGUAGGGGGCGGUGGCUUAGACGCCAAUGGGGCAUCCGUAACAGGAACAUCUUACAAUUCAUUGUACACACCAACAAAGGCUGGGAGCAGGGGAACAUAUGAUCCCAAUACUGGUAUCAAGACUGGUGGUCAUGGGGGUGGCUACAUUCACCUGCGCCUUGGUAAUAAACUGAUAAAUGAUGGCACUAUUGCAGCCAAUGGUGGGGCUUCAGGCUCCAGCAAUGGAGGUGGUGGCAGUGGAGGGAGUGUCCUUGUUGAGGUUUAUGACUUUGAGGGCUACGGUGACAUCUCAGCCAAAGGUGGGGAUGGUACAUAUGAAAAUGGUGGAGGAGCAGCCGGCCGUGUAGCUGUUCACUGUCUGCAGCAGAUUGUCUAUGAAGGCUCGUACACUGUAUAUGGAGGGGCUGGAUCAGAUGACACCCAGAGUGCAGGAGGUGGCACUGUCUACCUCUUGGACAUAAGAAACAGCAAGGAAUACAAAAGACUACUGUUGAACAAUCAGAACAGGCCUCAUGACAAGUAUGCAACCAUUGAUGAGGAUUUUACCUACCACUACUUUGAUGAAAUGCACUUGCUAGAGCAGGCUUCAGUUCACAUGGCAGACGAUGGAAGAAGUAGCAUUAUUGAAAUCAACAAAAUUGUUGGUGAUGGCAGUGGUUUGAUACAUCUCCAUGGCAACCACAAAGCUUACGCUGAAUACAGACCUUCAGUCAGAAACGCCUUCAUCACUGGAGUAAACUUCAUCAUAGAUCAAAAUUCUGAAGUUAUCUUUCCAUCCAUCAUGUAUGUUUAUGGCACAGGGGUUUUCUUAGAAGGACAAACUGAAUCCAGAUCUGUCUCCAUGAAUGGUCGCAUGACAGGAAUAUCUGACCUUGUACUUGGCUUUGAAACAUUGCUCUACUUUGGUCAGUAUGCCCAUACUGCAUCAAUCAACCAAGAUGGAACUCACAAAUCCAUCAAUGCUGCAGGUACAGUGACGUUCGGUACAGUUGACCUCAGAAGCUACUCUGAAAUAAAGUAUGCCCCAGACCAGACGGUUAUACAACAGAUUUCCCGCCUUGACUGCAGAUUCCAGUCGGUGAUUUCUGCUGAAAGUAUCACAAUCAGUGCCAACAUCUUCCAACUAGAGGCAGGAGCAAUGCUGACAGCAUCAGCCACAUACAGACCAAACGAUUCCCUGGAUGAGACACUAGGAAGCGGUGUUGAUGCCGCUCAUAGAGGAUCACUCCCGCCAACUACAACAACAACCACCACUAGCACAACCACAACCACCCCUCCUCUCAUGGAGUGCAGAAAUGUCACUGUUGAUGGAAAUGGGACUGUUGUUAACCUCACUGACACUGAAAUGGAUGAUUCCAACUCUACAAACAUGAAUGAGACUGACACAAAUUCAACAAAUCUGUACACAUUCAUAGAAGUAUGUCAACCAGUUAAUAUCACAACAACCGAAAAUGUAACAACUACAAUUGGUCUGCCUUUCACCACAACUACAACAACUGAGACACCGGUUAUACCAAGCCUCUACUUUGGAACUGGUGGAGGCCAUGCAUCUAAUGGGGGAGGUGACUAUGCAUCAGACCUCAGCCUGCGUGUGCGGGGAGGUAACUACUAUGGGAGCCUGUACAAACCAUCCCAUCGUGGUAGUCGAGGAGGCAAUGGACAGUUUGAAGAUGGAGGAAAUGGGGGAGGCUAUGUUAAACUUAAGGUGACCACUGACCUGCUUGUGGAUGGUACCAUCUCGUCUGAUGGAGCCCCAGGAGGAAGAGAUGCAGGUGGUGGCAGUGGUGGCACCAUCUAUAUUGACUCCAAGAACCUGGAAGGUCAUGGCCUGAUCCAGUCGCUAGGUGGCGAUGGUUACCAUGGUGGUGCAGGUGGCCGUGUUGCCACAUACCUUAAAGAGCAGAUUUACUAUUUUGGAUCUUUUGACUUCCUGGGGGGAAGCGGAAAGGGUAACUACUUGACUGCAGGAGGGCCUGGAUCCGUCUACAUCUAUGACAUAAGGAACUCUCGUCAAUAUGAGCAGCUACAUCUGGACAACUUGGCACGAUCCUGGGACCACCAGUAUGUUCUUGACGAAAUCCUGGAAUCUGGGGGCACUAAGACAGACUUCUACUUUGAUGAGGUCCACCUCACCCGGAAUGCAUCCCUACAGUUGAAGACGGGAGAUGGUAUACUUCGUAGCCUAACCUGUGACAAGACCUUUGGAGAUUUAACAGCCAGGAUUUUACUUCUGGCCAACCAGACUGGCUACUUUGAAGAAUACCAGCCACAAUCGAAGUUACCCUUCAACCUAUGGAUUGACGAUGCCUCACGAGCAUAUCUCUCUCCCCUUAUUUACAUUCUGGGGCUUGGAGAGAUCGCCCUGAAGUGGAAUGGCGAGUUGAUUGGUGUCAGACAUAUUAGGAUUGUGCCAGGGCGAGUUAUCAACAUUAAGAGUGAGGCGAUGACCAGCUACACAGAAGAUGGGGUGUAUGUGUCAGGAACACCAGGUGCCUUCUCCUUUGCUACCAUGGAGCUAGGGGCUCAAGCUGUGUUGGAGCUUCCCCCUCCCAUGCCGCUUGUCCUUACAGUUGGCAUCCUGGACAUUAAGUAUGAAUCUCGAUUCUACGCUGACUCAAUGCAGAUUUUGGCCACAGAUUUCUUCUUUGAGCCCAAGGCAGAGUUUGUAUGUGUGGGGACCAGUCGUGUAGUUCAGCCUGGUGAUUCCUCCACCCCUGGGGCAGGAGGAGGGCACGCUUCUCAAGGAGGCGGUGCCCCAGGAGGACCAACAGGUGGUGGUUUAGCAUAUGGCUCUGUGUACAAGCCUGACCUUCCUGGCAGUCGGGGCGGGGGCACUCACGGAGGUCUAGGGGGUGGUAAUCUGUACAUCAGGGUGCCUGCAGAGUUCCUGCUUGAUGGUAUCAUUCGGGCGGAUGGUGCCAAUGGUGGAACUGACAGCGGAGGUGGCAGUGGAGGCUCUGUUCUCAUUGAAUCUGGUCAGUUCUCAGGCCAUGGCAAGAUCUCAGUCAAUGGUGGAGAUGGCUGGGAUACAUCAGGGGCGGGUGGAGGUGGUCGUAUAGGCAUCCACACCUGGGACUUCAACUACUACAAGGGAGAGUUGCUUGCUUACACUGGAGCCUCCAGCAGGGGUGACCUUGGAGGGCCUGGGACAGUGUUCAUUGAAGACAAGAUUAGUGAAUUUACAUACCAGUCUAGACUGUACCUGGAUGGUCGAAACCUGGCCAUUCCAAAGCCAAUAGUGAUCAAUGAAAUCAACCCUCGUCACAAGACACAGACCACAUCCAAUACAAACAACGCGGACCUGGACUUUGAACACCUCAUGCUCAACAAAGAUGCAAUGCUGGAGAUUGGCUCAGGUGCCGACACAAUAACUUCCUUGAACAUUGACUAUUUGAUGGGAGACUGGACUGGUUACUUGCAUGGUAAAUAUGGCGAGGACAUCUAUCUUGAGUAUUUGGCACACACCACCCUGCGCUCCUCCCCACCAACCAACUUCAGGAUUGAUGAGGGUUCCAACAUUUGGCUCUCAGCUGACUUCAAGCUGACAGGUCUACAGACACCAGCCAUGCAGCUUGAUGGUCACAUGAUCGGUGUCAUGAACCUGACCCUGGAGGAAGAUGUCUCUAUGUACAUCUCUGACACUGCGACUAACAGCCGGUUGGUCACAGGAGCUCUGCAGACAUAUCCUGAUGGAGUCCUGGGCAUAGGUCGUCUAGCCAUGCAGGCUGGCUCCAUCAUUAAUCAUGAAGACCACUUCAACCUGGAGGUGUCUAAUGUCCACAUGCGCUACGACUCCCUUAUCACAGGAAACCAGAUCACCGUCACUGCAGGGGAAAUACUCAUGGAAGGGGAGGCUGCAUUUGAUGUGUCAGGCCGUGGGGGUGAGGGUAGCCUGUCCUCUGGCUGGGGUGACUAUGUCAUUGGAAAAGCUAAUGUCAGUGCUGGAGUGGGUGGUGGUCAUGGAGGAUAUGGUGGUGGGGCCAACUAUGCUGGGCUCAACUCAGGUGGCCCCUAUGGCUCCUUUAAGAUCCCCCAGCACACAGGCAGUAAGGGAGGAGGCAGUGAGGCCGGGAUGGGCGCAGGCAGGAUUGACGUCACAGUGUCUCGAGGGCUUCAUCUAGACGGUAACAUCUACACUGUGGGUGGCAAUGCCUUGGGCUCCAACAGUGGAGGAGGCAGUGGUGGCAGUGUGUACGUUGUCACUCAGAACUUUUCUGGACAUGGCUUAAUAGAAUCCACUGGCGGGAACGGGUUCGGUUAUGGGUAUGGUGGUGCAGGAGGGAGAAUUGCGGUGCAUGUUCAGUGGUUUAAGGAAUACUCCGGGGAUUUUAUCAGUUAUGGAGGAUUUGCUGGAAGAGAUGCAUGGGAUUCUGAUGAGACUAAGAAUGGAGCAGGCGGUACCGUCUACACCACUGAUUCCAACUCCAUAGGGCUUGAGAAAAAAGAAACAAUUGAAAUUGAUGGCCAGAUUGUCUAUGUUGAUGGUUUUGUGAAGCUCGUCAUUGACAACGAUAAUAGGAACAAGGUCCUCGGCACAAUGGUGAUGAGUGACUCAGGAUCAACACCAUAUGAGUUUGAAUUUGAUGAACUGGAGGCAAACAAUCAUGCAGUGCUCUUGAUUGAAGGGCAUGAUUCUAUACUUAUAGUCCACAUAUUUAAUGGUGACCGGACCGGGCUCAUGUAUCUUCAGGGAAAUCAGAAAGUGUACUCUGAGUAUGUUGAGUCAACAAGUGGCUACACGGUCGCUCCUGUAAGCUACAAGAUAGACUACGGAGCUGAGAUCAUUCUUCCGUCGACCACAAUCCUCCUUGGUACAAGAAGUGACAUGAACGGCCUAUUGACAAUGGUCCAGAACCUUACAGUCGCUGAGGGAGCCAAUGUUGUCUUCUCCUCCACAGCCCAAACGGCUCAGAUUGAAGCAGGCCAGUAUGUAGAUCUGACUGCACCUGGAAACAUCAGCCUUAGUCAUCUGACAAUCCAAAGAGGCUCAGAGGCAACAUUCACCGAGAAACCAGGAAAUGACCUUGUCCUUGACCUUGUGAAACUGAGUGUCAAAUAUGAAGGUCUCAUGUGGAUGAACAAAGGUACAAUAAACUCAGCUAAUGCCAUAAUUGAAAGCUUGGGUAUCCUGAAUGUUGACUUUAUGGGCCAUGCUGAAGAAACUGGGCCAGGUGCUGGCGGAUCAAAUGGUACUUUUGGAUUUGGAGGGGCCCAUGGGGGACAUGGAGGGGCACCAAGGCCCCUAACAGGUGGGACCCCCUAUGACUCGGUGUACAAGUCAACACACCCUGGUAGUGGUGGGGGUAAUGGGGAUGGUCUUGCUGGGCGAGGAGGAGGUCAUCUAAACUUGAUCGUGGGAGAGGUUCUUUGGAUUGAUGGAGAAGUCACACUAGAGGGUGAGGCAGGCCAAAGUGGAAAUGCUGGUGGAGGGAGUGGAGGUGGAAUCUUCAUAGAGACUACAAACUUUACAGGCUGGGGUCAUGUUGAUUGUCAUGGUGGGGAUGGCAUUGGAAAUGGUGGAGGGGGCUCAGGAGGGAGAAUAUCUGGCCAUGUUAACUUCAAGAACACUUACAUUGGUCGCCUGAAUGUUGUUGGUGGACAUGGUCAUGGACUGUAUCCAUCAGGAGCUGCUGGGACCGCAUACAUUCAGGAAAAUGAAAGAGGCCCGCAGUAUGCAGACAUUAAGUAUGACCCUGUUACUGGUGACAAAAACACGGCAACACACAGAAGACUGGAGGUUAACAAUGACGAUAUUGACAAACAUUUGUAUGUCGGCCAUGCAGAACCAUGGCUCUACACCAUGCUGUUUGAAGACGAACAAACAGAGUAUGAAUUUGAUGAAGCCAUGCUUGAGGGUCACUCCAAUCUGAUGAUAGAAUACCCCACAGGCACCACCCCUGGCCUGGGAUCCUGGACCGUGGAAGUGCAAAUUCAUAUCUUUCUGGGAGACAGAACUGGGGUAUUCAGAAUCAGAGACAGCCAGAGACUGUAUGUUGAAGUCAUUGAAUCUGUGUCCAACGAGACCAUUGCUCCUUGCAGCUUUAGAAUUGAUGACGGUGCUGAGGCUUUCUUUCCAACAACAACAAACCUGCGAGGGUCCAGGACAGUGCUUGCAGGUCAGAUAACAGGAGUAGAAGACAUGUUGAUUCGACAGGGCUCAGUUCUCUUCCUAUCAACAGCUACCACUGCUCUGAUGGAGAACAGGCAAUACACCAUGGUUACCACUCCUGGUAAUUUCUCUUUUGCAUUUCUACGCAUCAUGGCUGGUGCCCAGGCAGAAUUCAGGGAUGUGACUGGCCUAUGUGUUGUAACAGUCAAUGAAUUUUAUGUCAAGUACCUAGCACUGCUGUUAAUGAACUUCGUCAGAAUUGACUCAUCCUAUGCUCACAUUGAAAGUCAAGGACAACUUAACAUGGAUGGAGUAGGGUAUGGACCAGAGACAGGCCCUGGGGCAGGUUCUACAAUAACAGACUCUAUACUAACCGGCACAGGGGCAGGUCAUGGCGGAUACGGAGGAGGACCAGGGCCAUCAUACGGAGGAGUUCCCUAUAACACCAUCUACAAACCUGAGGAGGCAGGGAGCGGUGGUGGUAACAGCAAUGGAAUAGGUGGUUCUGGAGGAGGCUACCUGGAGUGGUACAAUGGAGACCUCAUUGAAAUGAAUGGCCUGUUGACACUAGCUGGCUCUGAUGGCAAAGGUGGCAAUGCAGGUGGUGGAAGUGGCGGAAGUGUGCUCUUGUAUUCCACCAAUAUCACAGGACAUGGUGUGAUUGCUGUGCCUGGUGGUGAUGGUGCUGGUUAUGGUGGUGGAGGGUCUGGUGGAAGAGUUUCAGUCAACUGCAGGUUCCGCUACUCCUAUGGAGGAGAAUACCAUAACUAUGGUGGAGAUGGCCACAGCAGCACAGUCACCAACUCCCAUGCUGGAGCAUCAGGUACAACAUUCAAGGAAGAGAACAAGCGGGCUCUGCAGUACAGAGAAACCAAGUAUGACCCAGUGACCAACUCAACCUUCUUUGAUGUGGAUCACCACAUGAUUCACACUGAUAAUAGACUCAAGUACAGCCCAGCACCGACUCUUAUUCAAGAUCCACCAAGAGAGCUCUAUGAGUUUGAUGAAAUGGAGAUAACAGGAUCUUCCUAUGUGUGGAUUUACCAUCCAGAUGGUGUUGCUCUUGUAGAAGUGAUUGCCCACAGUUUCAUUGGAGACAAAACAGGACAGCUUCAUAUCAGAGAUAGACAGAGAGUAUGGGUAGAAUUCAUUGAGUCUGUAAGCAACAUCACAGAGGCACCAGUGAGCUAUAUCAUUGAUGAUGGGGCUGAAGUGGUUUUCCCGUCUGAGGUUCACAUUCAUGGCACAAACAGUACAUUUGCUGGACUUGUCACAGGGGUGCACAAUAUGUACAUUGAAGACAGCAGUGUAGCAGAAUUCAAGAGUACUGGUAAAACUGCUCUGCUUGAAAAUGGUGCAUACUACAGGGAAACUGUUGCUGGUCACUUCAUCUGGAAUGAGCUCCAUAUGAAAAGAAGAGGCACUGCAGGAUUCUUGGAUGUCGCAAACGAGCUGAAAGUUGAAACCAGCGAAAUAAGGGUGAAAUAUCAAGGGAACCUGUACAUGAACAAGGCCACAAUUAACAGCACCUAUUCCUGGAUUGAGAGUGAAGGAGAGUUCCACCUUGAUGGACAUGGUCACAAAGCAGAACUCGGCCCUGGUGCUGGGUUCUCUGUGAAUGGAGAAGGCUAUGGUGCUGCACAUGGUGGAUAUGGCGGAGGACCUGACCCUUUAAAUGCAACUGAGCCAUAUGGAAGCAUUUUUUCCCCGCAUGAGUUUGGAAGUGGAGGUGGAAAUGGCGGUGGUGUCGGAGGUGCAGGAGGUGGUGUUUUACACUGGAUUACAAGUCACUACUUUGAACUGCAUGGAUUACUGGCUUUGCAAGGAGAAGAUGGGCAAGGGACCAACACGGGAGGAGGCAGUGGUGGCUCAGUAUUGAUAGAAUCCAUGAACUUCACAGGCCAUGGUGUGAUUGACACAGCUGGAGGGGCUGGGACAGGCACAGGGGGUGGAGGAGCUGGGGGUAGGGCAGCCAUCCACUGUGAAUGGAGAUACUCCUUCGGGGGAACAUUUGUUAACAAUGGAGGACUGGUACAACCUUUGUCAAGAAUAAUCAGAGGCCACUGGAGUACAGGAUUGUGA
Mya arenaria is the source of this 33426-nucleotide messenger RNA. RefSeq lists its product as uncharacterized. Bases 1 to 33426 code for a protein of 11141 amino acids. The transcript has 95 exons. The record is from RefSeq and is a predicted model, not a curated record. Lineage: Eukaryota; Metazoa; Mollusca; Bivalvia; Myida; Myidae.